ACACACCCAGAGGAUGUUUAUGUUUAUGGCAUUGUCAAGAAAUACUCUCUUGUUGUGCCACUUAGGAGUUUUAAUCUAAUAACUGGUCAUUUUUCUCUAAUCAAAGAUACAAACAUAAAACACAUAUUUAAAUAAUUUAUUACAGUUUUUUUCAGUCGCUAACAAGCGUUUGUCCAAACAGUUGUCACAUUUUCAAAACUCUAAACACAAUUAGCACAGCAUCAGUCUUUUGUGGCCAUACCAUUCACACAUUUCAUGUCGCUUUCACACAAUAUGCAAUCAGUGAACACAUUUCCACAAUGCUUACAUUUUCUUAACAGACAAGUUAUACCUCCCAACAAAAUUAUGGAUUGUUUUUGUAGUAUUCACAAAUGUUAACACACAACAUCACACAAUAGCAAAAACAAUAUUCCAAACCUUAGAUACAGUAUAAAAACCUCUGCUUCUGCAAUGAUAUCAGUUCAAAAACAAUAUAUCUCAGUAAAUAAUAAACAAACAAUUGAAUAAUUGACACACAGCUGAUUUAUGUUGGGUGAAUUGGGCCAACCACAGCUGAUUCCAGUCUGGCUUAGACUCAGUGGCAGGGGUUAUUUUUUUCUAUUACUAUAAAAUGAGGACUUUGAGGAGUGAUGUUUUUGGAAACAGAAACAGAAAAAGACAAACAUUGUAAUGUCUGGACGUGGAAGAGGAAGAGCAAGGGGCCCAGGGAGAAGACCAGCUCCAGUGAGAGAUGCAGGGCCAGGGAGAGGUGCAGUGAGAGGUGCAGUAGGAGGUGCAGGUGCAGUGAGAGGUGCAGGUGCAGGAAGAGGAGCAGGCCCAAGGUAGAGGUGUAAGAAUGCGUGGUGGUGCCAUUCCAAGGGCUGCAAGAACAGUAGUCAGUGAUGAAAUUCGUGCCACUAUCAUUGACUAUGUAAUCAACCACAGUCUCUCACUAAGAGAGGCUGGUGAAAGAGUGCAACCCAAUUUGAGGCGGUCGACGGUUGCCUCCAUUAUUCACAUCUUUCAACAAACCAACAGAAUGCAAUGUCUUCCACCCUCUAGGGGAAGAGGAAAGCUCCUCAAUAAUGAUCAAGAGCUUGCCAUUGUAGAAAUGGUUGUUGCAAAUAAUGCAAUAAAAAUGCAUGAAAUUAAAACUAGAAUUGUGGAGGAUCAUGAGAUAUUUGGCAAUAUAGAAAGCAUCAGCCUCACAACCAUUACACGGACAUUGUCCAAACACAGAGUGCGGAUGAAGCAGUUCUACACUGUUCCCUUUGAGAGGAACAGUGAGAGAGUCAAGGAGCUACGACGACAAUAUGUCCAGAGAGUUAUGGAAUUGAAGGCCAACCAGGCCCCUCAUGAAUUCAUUUACAUAGAUGAGGCAGGAUUCAAUCUAUCCAAAAGGUGUCGACGUGGACGAAAUAUAAUUGGAAAAAGGGCCACAGUUGAUGUGCCAGGACAUAGAGGGGCAAACAUUACCAUGUGUGCAGCAAUGGCAAAUGCAGGAUUACUCCUUCACAGAUGUCAGGUUGGACCCUAUAAUACCGAGCGCCUCCUUGCCUUUCUCAAUGAUCUCCACCAGUGCCUGGUACCAGAGCAGGAUCAGGAGGGUGAAAGCAUAAGGACCUUUGUAAUUACCUGGGACAAUGUUGCUUUCCAUCAUUCGCAAGCAAUACAGUUUUUUUCAGUCGCUAACAAGCGUUUGUCCAAACAGUUGUCACAUUUUCAAAACUCUAAACACAAUUAGCACAGCAUCAGUCUUUUGUGGCCAUACCAUUCACACAUUUCAUGUCGUUUUCACACAAUAUGCAAUCAGUAAACACAUUUCCACAAUGCUUACAUUUCCUUAACAGACAAGUUAUACCUCUCAACAAAAUUAUGGAUUGUUUUUGUAGUAUUCAAGAAUGUUAACACACAACAUCCCACAAUAGCAAAA
Tachysurus vachellii is the source of this 1912-nucleotide messenger RNA. RefSeq lists its product as uncharacterized. The record is from RefSeq and is a predicted model, not a curated record. Lineage: Eukaryota; Metazoa; Chordata; Actinopteri; Siluriformes; Bagridae. The transcript has 3 exons. Gene Ontology annotation, molecular function: nucleic acid binding. The coding region runs from base 836 to 1723 and encodes 295 amino acids.